GAGACCUAACCCUAUAGCUGUCCAGAACCAACAGAUCUCGAAAAUACUAUCUAGAAAUCAAGAAACCCUAGCCUUUUUCUUUCCCCGGUAAUUACGUACAAUGGCCUCAAUGCAAUGCCACAAGCCUGCCACUGAUGAGGCAUGCCCCAAAACUUGCCAAAACAAGCCUGCCAGUGAGAGCUCAUUAGGGCAAAAGGUGUCUGGCUUUCUGAAAGGUCACCAUGGCUCUCACAGCAGCAGCCACACUCAGUGCUCAGCCACCGCAACUAACGGUCAGGGGCACCAUGCAACUAACAGCACAGCGUGCUAUGGAAGAACCAAGAAGAAGGGUGAGCACAGAAACAAGAAGACAGGAGGAGGCAGAAAUCUUCUUCAGAAGAUCAAGGAUGGUAUUUCCGGCCAUAGCAGCAGCAGCAGCGACAGCGAGAGCGACAAGGAAGGCAGCUGCAGAAAGAAGAACUAAUUUGAGCAGUUGUGGGAGAUCAUCGAUUCCCAUCGAUCACCAUGAUCAGCAGAAUGAAAGAGGCCUUUAAGUUAUGAUAAAUAAGUACCAAGUUAAUGUAAAAUAAAUGGCCUCUUGAUAUCUUGGCUUGUGUCCUGUGUGAAAUAAA
This is a messenger RNA of Pyrus x bretschneideri (Chinese white pear), 611 nucleotides long. RefSeq lists its product as uncharacterized. NCBI's taxonomy places the organism in Eukaryota, Viridiplantae, Streptophyta, Magnoliopsida, Rosales, Rosaceae. The transcript has 2 exons. The record is from RefSeq and is a predicted model, not a curated record. The coding region runs from base 101 to 463 and encodes 120 amino acids.